Molecule: messenger RNA, 540 nt
Organism: Hyaloscypha bicolor E
Lineage: Eukaryota; Fungi; Ascomycota; Leotiomycetes; Helotiales; Hyaloscyphaceae
Exons: 1
Source: RefSeq, a predicted model, not a curated record
AUGGAGGCCUACAACUAUCGGCCCCUAGACGUGAGCAGAUGUCAAUUACGGCUAUUAAAAGUUGAUAGAAGCUUGACCGCAACGUCAAUAGUGCAAUGCCAUCUCGAGAAUUUCGAUCUCAACAAUGCGCCGCGCUACACGGCACUUUCAUACCGAUGGUCAUACUCGGAACCCGCUGACGCACGGCCGAAACUCGAGGCGAUGGAAGAGGAGCAAUUCCCACUGAUUGUUGAUGGAAAACUGCUACAUGUCAGUGAGAACCUGGCGGACUUCCUCGAAGUCUUCCACGGUGAUGCCAGGAACAAACCCAAUUGGCUUUGGAUCGAUCAGAUAAGCAUUAACCAGAAGAAUACGGUCGAGCGCAAUCAGCAAGUCGGAUUGAUGUCCGACAUCUACAGCCGGUGCCUAUCUCUCAUUAUUUGGCUGGGAAAGGCAUCGGCGCCAGCAGCGCAACUGUUUUGGAAAGACAGUGCUGCCAGGUUGUUACAAAACUCCUACUUUACUAGGAUGUGGAUCGUGCAGGAGAUUUUGCUUGCUAAG